Messenger RNA from Erythranthe guttata (spotted monkey flower), 846 nucleotides. Its product is annotated as plant/protein. The record is from RefSeq and is a predicted model, not a curated record. NCBI's taxonomy places the organism in Eukaryota, Viridiplantae, Streptophyta, Magnoliopsida, Lamiales, Phrymaceae.
UUCCACGUAGACCAUCUUAUCCAUUUCCUCCACCUUCUUCUAACCCGAAAAAAAAGGAAAAAAAAUAAAAUCUAAAUCCCACUCUUCAAAAAUAUCCCCUUCUUUUUCUCUCUCUCUAACAUCAACAAACAAUCCAUCCAUCCAUCAAUGUCGACCGCAUUUCCCGCCUUCCAGUCCCCAAUCUUCUCCUCCUCCGCCGCCGCCGCCGCAGCGGCGAACAACCACCGCAGCCUCAAAGUCUCCGCCCAAUCCAACAGCUGGUGGUCCCCGCUCUUCGGCUGGUCAUCCGACCCAGACUACAUCAACGGCGCCGCCGUUAAGAUCGAAGCGGGCCACGUGGAUUCCGAUUCGGGCCGGGCCGGGCCGGACAGGAGCCUUUUCCGUGGCUGCUUCACGGAGGAGAAGGCGAAGGAGCUGCGUAAGAAGACGGUGGAGUUUUCGAAUUUCCACGAUAUUAUGUACCACUCGGCGAUCGCAUCCAGGCUGGCAUCCGACGUGUCCGGCGGCGCCGAGCGUUGACUUUGACUUUCCUCCGGUGAGGUGGUCGGAGUUAAUGAAAAAAGUAUUCCAAUUUGUCGACUAUGAAUUCGUUUAGAAAUAAUUAGGGCUGUGUUUGGAUGGAAAUUUAGAGACGCCUGGUGGAGAUUGAAGAAUGUACUUUGGUGGUGUUGGGAUUGCUUUUGAAAUUGAUUAUUGCUAAUUUUAAUCUUUAAUAAUCAUGUAAAACUAAUUAGCAAUUCCGUAAUCACUUUUAUGUUUUCUUGUUGUUAGUAAUUCCGAUUCCUAAUUGAUAUUAUCCUUUGUUUGCUACAACGGAUUGAGAUAUUUUUGGAUAUUUUGAGUUGA